Messenger RNA from Gloeophyllum trabeum ATCC 11539, 409 nucleotides. RefSeq lists its product as uncharacterized. The record is from RefSeq and is a predicted model, not a curated record. The coding region runs from base 1 to 243 and encodes 80 amino acids. Lineage: Eukaryota; Fungi; Basidiomycota; Agaricomycetes; Gloeophyllales; Gloeophyllaceae. The transcript is spliced from 3 exons.
AUGACAAAGGGGAACAGUGGCUCCAGCAACGGCUACACCUACACCGGUAGCGGGACGAACUCUCAGGGUAACCACUACUGUUCCCGCGACUACGGAAAUGGCUCUAACGCUUAUCAUUACUCCAACUCGAACGGGAGUUACUACUACAGCAAUCCCAAUGGUUCCACCUAUUACAACAGUGGCAGUGGCUACUCGCAGUACACCUCGCCGAACGGCCAAGUCUCCAAGUCCAACAGCAAGUGAAUGAAGCAAUGUCUUGGUGUGGGCGUCCGAUGAUUCCAUCAAUGCGGCGCAGUGGCAGCCGCUCAAUGUUUAUGUAUAACUGACGGGUGUGGCCCUCGUUCUGUACAUUAUUCCGUAAAUUAUGUCCGUCGUCGUUGACUCAGCUUUCUGUCUUUGUCCAAGCACC